AUGCAUAGAAGCACGAUGAUGCUGGCAGCAGCGGCCGCGGCGGUCGCCGGGCUCACCGGAGCGUUCGCCACCCCAGAGCAGCCACUGGCCGGCUUCAUCCGCGCCCAGGGCACCCACUUCGUCAACAAGGACUGCGCGUCGAUCUAUCUCAGCGGCUGGAACGGCUGGAAGGUGAUGGAGGAGGGCGCGAGGGACCCGGACCUGCUCGCCCGCCGCCUCGACGCGGCCGUGGACGCCGGCUUCAACACUCUGCGCUUCUUCGCGCACGGGAGCGACCCCGACAUGGUCCUGCAGACCGGCCCCGGCGAGUACAACGAGGAGGCCUUCCGGGGGCUGGACCGCGCGAUCGCCAUGGCCGGGGAGCGCGGCCUGAAGCUCAUCCUGUCUAUUUCGAACCAGUGGAAGGCCGCGGACUUUGCGUCGAAGAAGCAGCUCGUGUCGUACGCGGCGGAGCUGGGCCUCGCGCCUGGCGUGCAGUGCGACGUCGACGCGUGCACGAACGGCGGGUACCAGGGCGGGGACGACGACGAGUUUGCGUGUUACGAGCGGGCGUGCCCGAACGAGGACGACGCGUUCUGGACGAACACCGCGAUCCGGCGCAUGUACAAGGACCAUGUGCGCGCCGUCCUGGCGCGCGUCAACACCGUGAACUCGAAGCGGUACUCCAGUGAUCCGACCAUCCUGGCGUGGAACGUGAUGAACGAGCCCGUGUGCCGCCGCGGCACGAGGAACGGCGGGGACGGCACGGGCUGCGCGGACGACGUCGACGCGUUCGUCGCCGACAUCUCCGCGCUGAUGAAGGACCUGGCGCCGCUGCAGAUGGUCACCGUCGGACAGGAGGGCUACUACGGGCCGCGCGAGACCGCGCAGCGCCGCGCCGUGAACCCGAUGCCGCCGCAGGAGGGCGGCGCGGACCCGCUCUGGGCGGAGAAGUCCGGCCAGAGCUGGAUCCGCAAUCACGGGCACGACUCCAUCGACUUCUACGGCAUCCAUCUCUGGGUGGACAACUGGAAGGUGCCGCAGCUGGAGUUCCAGCAGGCGUGGAUCGACCAGCACGUGGCGGACGCGACGGCGACGGGGAAGCCGAUGAUCGUCGAGGAGUUUGGCAAGGUGGCCGACAGGACCAGUCCCGGUGACGUGGAGCGGAGCCGCGAUCCGUUCUUCCGGGGCGUGUACGACGCGUUCAAGGCCUCGGUCAACUCCGGCGCGGCACUCCGCGGCGCGCUCUUCUGGGAGUGGGAGGACGACGCGACGCAGGGCGCCGGGAGCGAGCGCGGUGUGCGGCGCAGCGACUCCACGUGGUACAUGAUCGCGGAGAACGCCGCCCUCGUCCGGAACCUCAACGGUCAACAACGGGGGGUGGGCAGUUGUGUGCCGGGUCGCGAGAUCUCGUACAGGUCCACGGACGCCGCUGGGCGCUCAUGGCUGUCGCUGGGCGAUGGCAUGGUCGCGAAGAACGUGCAGCCGCUCGCGGGCGGGGAGGGGGCCGGGUCGGACCGCGCGUCGUGCGCCGCAGCGUGCGCUGAGGGUUGCGCGGGCUUCACGUUCGGGGGCAACGGCUGCGCGCUGAUCGGGGAGGUGCGUUCCGGCGAGCAGCACUCGUGGGGGUACCGGUCGGGCGAGCAGACGUUCUGGAAGCUCACUGAGCGCAACGUUGCAGCACUGGGGGCCAAGGUGGCCGCGCGCGGUGGCUCCGAGGCGCCGCCCGUGGCUGCCAGUUCGCGCAACUAG
Pedinophyceae sp. YPF-701 is the source of this 1731-nucleotide messenger RNA. The record is from the annotation of a GenBank genome assembly. NCBI's taxonomy places the organism in Eukaryota, Viridiplantae, Chlorophyta, Pedinophyceae.